UUCCGGGAUACAGUUCCGGCUGAUGGAUUCAAGACUACAAUGUGCUACAAGGGUAUACUACAGUUCAUUAAAGGAGAGAUAUAAACUAGGGGGCUACAGAUAGGAAAUGAUAAGGAGAACAAUUGCAGUUUCGUUGAGCGUUGUAAUCAUAUAUGUAUCGUUCGUUCGUUAGACGAAAGCGUCCGUUCACUUGAGCCGGCGCAAGCGAACGUGAAGCUCUUCCAUAUUCUCAACAUUCCAUUCGCCACUCCAGGUGUUUUCUUUCUUGCGCCAGACUCCAAGACCACUGCGCGGCGGUGCUUUGUCCAGGACGGGUACAGCAAGGUUCUUCUUCUGCUGACGCCGAGAACCCAUGACAGCUUGUCGGGCGCGCUCCCAAGAAGCGUCAUCGAUAUUGAACAUGGCCGAGAACGGCCCUGGCGAUGCUGGACCCUCCGCAGUCGAGGGGGGCAGCGCCGCGGAGCGCCUGGGGAACGAGUCCAUUCCGAGAGCAUAAUGAAGACCAACAGCCGUCUUUGCGUGAGCUUCAGCAUCGACAACCCAGUCAGGAGUCGGUGUCAAAGGCCAUUCCGCCUCAGUCGAGGCAGGCGCUGGCUCGCGAUUGCGAAACAAGGCCAGACGCCGCUUUCGGGGUUGCUUCGCGCCGUUCGCCAUAGCCGCCUCCACGUUUCUUGGGGUCUGAGCCUGGCGAUGAUCAGGGAACACCAGCUCGAUUGGAACGUUCUCGCCCAAAGUGCGCUUGAGUUUGGCAAUUUUCCGAAUGCGAGCGUUGGGCGACUGGACCGGAGACUGAGGGAGGAAAGGUGACAACGGAGAAAGCGGUGACCGCAUAUGAUGUUCGAUCGCAGUCGACAACGCAGCAGGUGUCUCCGGGGACAGAAUGGCCGGCGGUGCAGAUUUGUGAGGUAUGAUAAUAUCAGCAGGCUUAGGCCGCAACGGCUUCGGCCUGGUCUGAGGAGUGACAUGGCCUGGUGAAGCGUCUGACGGUGGGUCUGAUGGAGAGAUCCAGAACUCUGCCGACUGGAUGCCCUCGUUGCGAGUCGAAACGGACUCCAAGGAUGUCGUAGAUGAGGAGGCAGAGUGCGGAAAUAUAUGGCAAUCGCGGCGACGGGCCUUCAGAAGACGUGGACUAGACGGCGGCACCGAGAAGUUCACAACAAACGUUAAUGGAGUAGAGGGCGCCGACCAAGCCGACUUCACGUCGGAGGCAGAGGUAGAAGGGGCAUUAGGAAGUGGGCGGGGCAUGAGCGAAGAAGAGAGUGUGCCAGAAUGGGCGUUCAGACAUGGUUGCCGCCAUUAAGUAGUUGACCGAACAAUUGAGAUGUAACAAUGCGUUCAGA
Mycena citricolor is the source of this 1340-nucleotide messenger RNA. The record is from the annotation of a GenBank genome assembly. Lineage: Eukaryota; Fungi; Basidiomycota; Agaricomycetes; Agaricales; Mycenaceae.